Exophiala oligosperma is the source of this 336-nucleotide messenger RNA. RefSeq lists its product as uncharacterized. NCBI's taxonomy places the organism in Eukaryota, Fungi, Ascomycota, Eurotiomycetes, Chaetothyriales, Herpotrichiellaceae. The record is from RefSeq and is a predicted model, not a curated record. The transcript is spliced from 2 exons. Bases 1 to 336 code for a protein of 111 amino acids.
AUGCAAUGUCUUGCUGAGAAGUCUGAGCCCGAUGAUCCAUGUGUUUCUUCACCAGGAUAUCGGCCCGUUGAUUUUGAGAAAACAAGGAAGGCCAGAGAGGCUCUCGAGAACGCACCGACCGUUGUGCUUGGGCACACUCUCGUCUUUGCAAUGCCCAAACCCCUCCAUUGGGAGUCUUUGGUGGACGGGAUGAAGUUCAAGAUAAAACGAGAAUACCUCUGUCAGAAGUACGGGGACCUCUGCUUCGUGUUUGAGGAAGACCCCCAGACUACACGCAACCGAAUUGGGAGGAUCUUCGUUCGCCAGGGCCAGUACUACACCGAUUUCGAGGCAUAG